Messenger RNA from Synchiropus splendidus (mandarinfish), 2770 nucleotides. RefSeq names its product decapping mRNA 2 (gene dcp2). The record is from RefSeq and is a predicted model, not a curated record. Gene Ontology annotation, biological process: deadenylation-dependent decapping of nuclear-transcribed mRNA; nuclear-transcribed mRNA catabolic process, nonsense-mediated decay. Gene Ontology annotation, molecular function: RNA binding; manganese ion binding; 5'-(N(7)-methylguanosine 5'-triphospho)-[mRNA] hydrolase activity. The transcript has 11 exons. Gene Ontology annotation, cellular component: cytoplasm; P-body. Bases 905 to 2101 code for a protein of 398 amino acids. NCBI's taxonomy places the organism in Eukaryota, Metazoa, Chordata, Actinopteri, Syngnathiformes, Callionymidae.
AAAUACAGUCAAUGGGCUGCAUUUGGCACCCAGUCCGCACUUUGCCAAGGAAGACAUACAGUAUGUAGGUGAUUCCUUAGCUUUGUUUUCAGGAGUUAUGAAUCUGAAUGUUUCUAUCAUUUUAAUGUAUUAUGUUUUGUUCAUUAUUGCACGUUAUUCCAAAGCACUUCCCUAGUUGGUGGGAUCCUCACAGACCUUGGCAUUAAAACUGAUUCUCAUUCUGAUUCUAAUUCAGACAAUACGGUUUUCAGUAUUUCCUCGUCGCACAUUUUUUAUAUUGUUGUUGUCAUCUGUCAUAUAUUGAGAACAGAAAAGGUGAACCAUUGUAUGGAUUUGACCAAAAGUAAUGAUAACUACGGAGCCCUGGAAGGGACAUGCAUGUGUUUAUUUUUUUGGAUGUGACUUGCAUAUCUGAUGACUGCAGUUGAGUGAAAUGGUGUUAUUGUUUGCAAAGAAAAUCUAAUUUUGUCAAAAAUAAUUCACCGGUCACUUUUGACUUUUCCGCGGUUUUUUCAGUCUCGAAAAACUGACUUUAUUUUUUCAACUUGUUUUGUUUAUGUGUGCACGAACAUCUAUGUACAUGGGGGGUAUACAUCUUGUAAAGCGUAGUCUUUGGUUUUUGAAGAACGUUGAGAUAAACCAAUCAUGUGUCGAACGAUCAACUGCGCCUUCAUUCGAUUGGAUAAUUACCUUCCUGUUUGAAACGCCCACUAAAGAAUUCUUCUCAGUUCACGGUGGAUGUGGAUCACUGCAAGAAUGAGUGAAACUUGAUUUUAUCACCUUUAUUUUACUCAAACGGCGACUGCGAUCAGGGGACGACGAAACGGACAUGUGACGGCAGUAUUGUUCAUGUAGCUGGAUCAUUUUUCACGGUCGUUCCUGCUUGCUUCAAGUAGGAACCUGAAUGUUGUCGAACAACAUGGAGACAAAAAGAAUUGAGAUUCCAACCGACGUGCUCGACGACCUGUGCAGUCGGUUCAUCCUCCACAUUCCCAGUGAGGAGAGGGACAAUGCGAUUCGUGUGUGCUUCCAGAUUGAGUUGGCUCACUGGUUCUACCUGGACUUCUGCAUGCAGAACACCCCUGGAGCUCCACACUGUGGCAUCCGGGACUUUGCCAAAGCCGUUUUCCAUCACUGUCCAUUCCUGUUGCCUCAUGGAGAGGAUGUGCAGAAAGUUCUCGAGCAAUGGAAGGAGUACAAGAUGGGUGUGCCGACAUAUGGGGCUAUCAUUCUUGAUGAAUCACUGGAAAAUGUGUUGCUGGUUCAAGGCUACCUUGCCAAGUCAGGUUGGGGUUUUCCAAAAGGGAAAGUGAACGAGGAUGAGCCUCCUCAUGACUGUGCCGUCCGUGAGGUGUUGGAGGAGACGGGCUUCGACAUAAAAAACCGCAUCUGCAAAGAGCAGUACAUAGAACAGAAGAUCACCGACCAACUUGUGAGGCUUUAUAUAAUACCUGGAGUGUCAAAGGACACUAAGUUCUACCCCAAAACAAGAAAGGAGAUCAGAAACAUUGAGUGGUUCCCUAUUGACAAACUGCCGAGUCACAGAAAUGACAUGACUCCGAAGUCAAAACUUGGACUUGCUCCUAACAAGUUUUUUAUGGCCAUCCCAUUCAUCAGACCGCUUCGGGAGUGGAUCAACAGAUCAAAGGCAGAGUCCACAGACAGCGAUGAUGAGUUUUCCAACAGUGGACACACUCCAAACAAGCCUUCAGAGAACAAUAGGUCGAAAUCCAGACGUUCUCAAGGAAUCGAGGCUUUUUCAGUGGAUGUUUGGGCCAAAAACAAGCAGCAGAAGACAUCCGGCCAGCAUGAGUAUUUUCUGAGUCCAAACGGCAAAGUGAACGGGAAGAAAAGCCAGGACUCCUAUGUGAAAAAGGGAACCAGUGACAACCAGCAGCAGGCGAAAACCAUUUUAAAAGAAGACAAGAAGCUUCAACCCAGGAGACUGCAGGACAGCUUUGAUAAAGAUGCACACCGAAGCAACUCGGCUAACAGUCUUGAGACCGUCCUCCACAGAGACGGUGAACACCUGCUCUCUUCACGGGCCUUCCUCAAUUUUAAAUUUGACAGAGAUGCCAUCAUGAAAUGUUUCGACUUCUAACUAUUGAGACUCUAUGUUCCUCCUGCUACUCUUCAAGACGUUGAACCUGAAAGCCUGGACAAGAAUGUUUGUGAUGAUGAAAUUGUAUUUCUGCCUUGCUUGUGAUUUUCAGGAGCCUAUUUUUGGUGGUUGGUUGAAGUACAGAAACAUUUUUUAGAGAAUGACAUCAACAUGACUGAAACGUAAACCUUGAUUUUACAUGAAAGUAACAUAUGAACUGUUUGUAAUUACAUUUGUAUGCAGUUGCACUAAAUGACUAUUAGUUGAAGAAGGCACAGCAGUUGCAUUUUUUUGUUAAGAGUUUUCAUUGGACUGGUAAGUGGGAUCUAAACGUCAUAUCAUUACAAAUGUUAGUUGUUAUCGGCAUUCAAGGAUAAUCUGUUUCUCCACCAUCCACAUGAGACAUUUGAAUUUUUUUUCUGUUUUAUCGACAUUGUGGAACAUUUUACUGCACUGACUGAAGACCAAUAUUAUGUCACUGCAGUUCAACAUUUUUUAGUGAUACAUUUCUGUAGUGUUCACGUUUCAAGCAUUUUUUUUUUCACUCUUGCCCAUGUGCAGUUAUUACUGAGUUGGGGAAUGUUCAUCACUGUCUUUUUGUAUUCUUCAUGUGCUACUAAGCUUUGUUGUGACUUCGAAUUGAAUGUCCAUAAAGUAUUUUUGCCCAUU